Capsella rubella is the source of this 393-nucleotide messenger RNA. RefSeq names its product MATH domain and coiled-coil domain-containing protein At3g58270-like. Lineage: Eukaryota; Viridiplantae; Streptophyta; Magnoliopsida; Brassicales; Brassicaceae. The record is from RefSeq and is a predicted model, not a curated record. The coding region runs from base 1 to 393 and encodes 130 amino acids. The transcript is spliced from 2 exons.
AUGGGGAACCAAAUGGAGACACAAAGUAAAAUUAUAGUCACUGACUUCAUUGUUGAUCCUUCACAGGUGAAGCUAACGAAUUGGAUUUUUCAGCACCACCCAGAAACUGCAGUGAAAGUUAAACUGCAAAACCAAAAACUAAGAACAACGUACAUGAACCUUCUCUUUGGCGUCAUUCAGACACUUUACUACAAGUCUCCACAUGAUCUCUCCAAGUCGGAAAUAAGCAAGGAUUCCGAGAUUUUGUCUGAUCUGACUCAAGUCGGGAAGAACCGUCGUGCCUCUGAAGCUCGGAUCGGGGAACUUGAAAAACAAGUCAAGAAACUUGAGCUUAUGAUGUCUGAUGUCAAAACUGGGUUAGAAAAGGAGAAGGCCAAGUUGAAGAAUCCAUAG